AUGACUUCACUCCCUGUCACAGCCCACCGCCCCAUCGGCAAAUGGCUCCCCAACCAGCGCCCAGCAAUCCAAGACUGGAUCGCCUCCAAGCUCCAGCAAACCAAAAAGAAGCACUUUGCUUCUCUUGAUCCCAACCCCCAGAUCGUAGCUUUCCAGAAACUCGUCAAUGACAACCCCUACCUCAAGACUCUCGCGAAUGACAUGUUCACCCAGUCUUCCAAGCACUAUGACCCCACUGGUGAACCAGCCCUCAAGACCUUUGACGAGUUCAUUGAUGUUGUCAGUCUCAUUAUUCAAUCUGCCCCGCCGUUCUUUGAUAAGCAGGAUCCUCCUACUGCUAUGGGCAUGAUUGGGUUUCCUAUCAAUGCUGUUCUUGAUUGGCCCAUGGGAACCAUCGCUGGCUAUGAGUUCUGGCUUCUUCCGGAGGUCAACGCCUCUUUCAAAGGUAUUCUUGACUCUUGGGGUUCCUUCUUAGAAUCUCCUGGCUCUCAGUCUGGUCUGGAGGGUUGGUUGUCCAAGGAUGCGCUGCAUAUGCUUGCCACUGUAGCCAACACUGGUGAACUCGGCGGCCCAACAUUUGAUAAGAUCUUCAUCUGCAACCCCGCUGAAAAGUACUACGGCUACAAAUCCUGGGACGAUUUCUUCACCAGAGAGUUCAGAGAUGGCAUGCGCCCCAUCGCCUGCCCAGAUGACGCCCCUCCAACCCCAGAAUACCCUGAUCCAACCCUCGUCAUCACCAAUGCAUGCGAGUCCGCGCCCCUUCAAGUCGCCGAGCACGUCAAGCUCCACGAUCAAUUCUGGCUCAAGUCCCAGCCCUACUCCCUCGACAGAAUGCUGAACUCCAACCCCAACACGAGCAAACUCGUCGACGGAACUGUGUACCAAGCCUUCCUUAGCGCAAAGAGCUAUCAUCGCUGGCACGCGCCUGUCAGCGGUAAGGUCGUUGACAUUGAGCUUGUCCCCGGUUCUUACUACAGUGAGAACUACUUUGAGGGUUUGGCGGGUAACCCAGAUGAUCCUGACCCCGCGGCGCCGAACUACUCGCAGCCCUAUAUCAGCGCUGUGGCUACGCGGGGCAUCAUCUGGAUUCAGGCUGAUAACCCAAAGAUUGGACUUAUGGCUAUUGUGUUUAUCGGCAUGGCUGAAGUGUCAGGCUGUGAGUUUAUCGUUGAGAAGGACGCUCAUAUCACCAAAGGGCAGCAGAUUGGCAUGUUUCACUUUGGCGGGAGUUCGCACUGCAUGAUCUUCCAGCCGGGUGUUAAGCUCCUGUGGAAGCGCCCGCCUCCAUAUGAUAUGGACACGGAGAAUAAUAGCCGCGUCAACAGUCUGCUUGCUGUUGUUGGUAACUAG
Messenger RNA from Fusarium proliferatum ET1, 1350 nucleotides. RefSeq lists its product as uncharacterized. The record is from RefSeq and is a predicted model, not a curated record. Gene Ontology annotation, molecular function: phosphatidylserine decarboxylase activity. Gene Ontology annotation, cellular component: mitochondrion. Lineage: Eukaryota; Fungi; Ascomycota; Sordariomycetes; Hypocreales; Nectriaceae. Bases 1 to 1350 code for a protein of 449 amino acids. The transcript has a single exon. Gene Ontology annotation, biological process: phosphatidylethanolamine biosynthetic process.